This is a messenger RNA of Mya arenaria, 2132 nucleotides long. Its product is annotated as cytochrome P450 1A1-like. Gene Ontology annotation, molecular function: oxidoreductase activity, acting on paired donors, with incorporation or reduction of molecular oxygen; heme binding; iron ion binding. The transcript has 2 exons. The record is from RefSeq and is a predicted model, not a curated record. The coding region runs from base 111 to 1439 and encodes 442 amino acids. Lineage: Eukaryota; Metazoa; Mollusca; Bivalvia; Myida; Myidae.
UCUAUUUGGAUAAAUGGAUUUUCUCAGACCGGAAGUAUCCAGGCGGACCCUGGGGAUUCCCCGUAGUCGGACACCUUCCGUUGCUAGGGAAAUUCCCCCCUAAGCAGCUCAUGGCGUGGCGUAAUACAUACGGCGACGUUUACAGGAUACGUUUGGGAAGCUGGCCAGCAAUCGUUGUUAAUGGCUACGCUGCCGUGAAAGAAGCGACGCUAACGGCCGGUGAUGCGUUUUCCGGCCGCCCCGAUUUUGUUUCCGCACAGGUACUCCGUAGUCGGACAGGGGACGAGGAUUUCGCGUUUGGAACUUUCUCUCCUGCCUAUGUUCAGCAACGGAAACUAUUAGCGCAGGCCUUGAGAAUGUUUACAAAUACAAGACAAAUGUUUGUAGAAGAAAUUGUUGAUACUGCGGCCAAGAACUUAGUGAAGACUCUUGUCGCAAAAUUUUCAAAAACAGCUGGUUCCCUUGAAGAUGAUGUACAAUUUGCCGUGGCAAGUAUUAUGUAUCAGAUACUGUAUGGAAAGUCGAAACAAGUAAAUAAAGACAAACACGUCAGGGUCAUUGCAAACGGGAUAGAGGAGAUUAAUCGUUUUAGCGGAAGCGGAAGCCCAAUUGACGUCAUGCCCUGGCUGAGACAUGUUAUGCCAGGUAAACUUGAAACGCUGCGGAACCUUCAAUGCGAAUCAGACAAAAUUAUGUUAUCAGAAGUAGAAGAGCACUACAAAACGUUUGAUAAGGACAAUGUACGCGAUAUAACCGAUGCUAUUCUGAAUGCCGCCGAGCAACUGAAACAAGACGAUGAAGGCGGGUAUGAGCUGACAAAAAUGCGAUUGAUCAUGUCCUUGGUGGACCUUCAGGGUGCCGGAUUUGACACUACACAUAAGACGACACUCUGGCUUGUGUUGUACAUGGCGGCAUACCCUGCCGUCCAGAGCCGUGUCCAAGAGGAAAUUGAUAGCGUUGUAGGACAAGAACGGCCGCCAGCUCUCGCAGAUAAGCCCCGCCUUGUAUACACGGAAGCAGUCAUUCAGGAAGUCAUGCGCAUUGUUACGAUGCUUCCGGUGUCCUUGCCGCACUACGCGAUACAAGACUCCAAGAUAUGUGGCUACCAUGUUGACAAAGACACCGUUGUCAUUCUUAAUAUGUUCUCCGUUUCCCAUGAAGCAAAGGCCUGGGGAGAUCCUGACAAUUUCCGACCUGAGCGUUUUUUGACUGAAAGCGGGGAAAUCAACACCGCAUUACUCGGACACUCACUUCCGUUUGGCCUCGGACGGAGGCGAUGUGUUGGUGAACAAUUAGCCAACAUCAACCUCUUCAUUUUGUUUUCAUCUCUCAUGCAGCAGUGUCGCUUUACACUCUCAGGCACAGCGGACCUGACACCGAUACCGGGACUGGUUUAUACCCCGGAGAAAUGCAAUAUCAUGGUGCAGAAUAGGAGUUAAAUUCAAUCACGUUUGAUUGAAUAUGCAAUACAGUCGAAACCCGUUGGCUCGAUAUCGCUUGACCCGAUUUCAUCGCUAGCUUGAAGUGGAUGUCAAGGACGAAUUUUGUUUUACAUUUUAUAAACGUUCCCUCUUGGCUUGAUAUUCGCUACGGUCUAAGUAUUUUUGUCCAAUCCUCGGGAUAUCGAUCUGUAUAUUGGUCUGUAAUUUAAUAUUGACACCACACUGGUGCUGAUAUAUUUUGUAAACCGACAAACAUGCAGAUAUGCUUUGAUUGUUAAUCUUCUAACCCCAUGUGUAUGUAAACGGAGUUUCUCAUAUCCACGUAUUAUAUCGAAUGAUGAAUGUGUGUAAAUCAGUAAAUCGUUGGGCAUAGCGGCAUAUGUGGCUUUAAUUAUGUGGGAGGUAUAAAUAUGAUUUAAAUAAAAAAUGUUGUUUAAAUUUAUAUAAGAUAGUGUUUCAUUAAAAAUGUAAUAUUCUUCAAAUGUCUUGGAUGGGUUUUAUUCAUUUUCUAUGUAGUUUAACAGAUGACAAUAUUUGCUAGUUAAUUGUGGCAAGCCAUCCAUAAUUAGGAUGCAAAUGUGUCGAGAUUAUAUCUAUGUUUAAUUUACAUUGAUUAACCAUUAUAUCAUUUUUACAUGUAUUACAUAUUUGGAUAACACGAUAAUGACGCUGCUAUAAUGAUAUGAUAUA